GUCACUUCCAGCGGACCCGGAAGCGCCGUUGUCGCGCCGCUAGAGUUAGGAAGUCGGAUGGGGCUACGCUUAGCUUAAACGUUCGGCAGAUCGUGCGCCAAGAGCCGUUGCGUGCUGCUGUGGCCCGGGCGAGCAGGGCUCGUGGAGCGGCUUCUGGGAUAGUGCAGGCGAGCCCUGGCAGUGUGCCCCUCUGGUGCCACCGUCGCCCCGCCUCUAGGAUAGGACCCGACCCCGCCCUCCAGCCAGGGGUCCUGGCAGGCGCUUCUGCCAGGCUGCCCCGCCGCCCAGCAUCCGGUAUAGUACAGCUGUGAGGAGUGGAUGUGCUGCUGCGGGGACAACUCUGUCCCCGUCGGUUACAACUCUGUCCCCGUCGGUUACAGCCCCCGCCAGCGGCUUCGUGACCCUCUCCCAGGCUGUCCGAACGCUGACGUGGAGCAACCCAUCCUGAACCCUCAUGGAGAAGUUUGGGAUGAAUUUCGGGGGCGGCCCAAGCAAGAAGGACCUGCUGGAGACCAUUGAAACUCAGAAGAAGCAGCUCCUCCAGUACCAGGCACGUCUCAAGGAUGUAGUCCGCGCCUAUAAAAGCCUACUGAAAGAGAAAGAGGCACUGGAGGCCAGCAUCAAGGUGCUGUCCGUAUCCCACGAGGCGGAUGUGGGCCUCGCAAGUGUCCAGCCUCAAGGCCUCACCUUUCCUGACUCCGUGGAUGACCGAUGCUCCACUCACAGCGAGGAUAGCACUGGGACCGCCACCAGCUUGGAUACUGCGGCCAGUCUCACCAGCACCAAGGGUGAGUUUGGGGUAGAAGAUGACAGACUGGCCCGCGGCCCGCCACCUCCAAAGUUCGAAGAGGCUAGCGGGUCGGAGAGUGGUGUUAGCAGUAGUAGUGGGGAUGGACCGUCUGGGGGUGGGGAGGUGGACAAACGACUGCACCAGCUGAAGACUCAGUUAGCGACUUUGACCAGCUCUUUGGCUACAGUCACCCAGGAGAAGUCCCGUAUGGAAGCUUCUUAUCUGGCGGACAAAAAGAAGAUGAAACAGGACUUAGAGGAUGCCAGUAAAAAGGCAGAGGAGGAGAGGGGUCGUCUGGAGGGAGAGUUGAAGGGGCUUCAGGAGCAAAUAGCAGAAACCAAAGCCCGACUUAUCACACAACAGCACGAUCGGGCCCAAGAGCAGAGUGACCAUGCCUUGAUGCUGCGUGAGCUCCAGAAACUGCUGCAGGAGGAGAGGACUCAGCGUCAGGACUUGGAGCUCCGGUUGGAAGAGACCCGGGAAGCCCUGGCUGGGCGGGCCUAUGCGGCCGGUCAGAUGGAGGGGUUUGAACUGCAGACCAAGCAGCUGACCCAUGAGGUGGAGGAGCUGAAAGGCCAGCUGCAGGCUCUUCGAGAGGAGAAGAAUCGGCCUGACCCCCGGCUGCAGGAGCUCCAGGAAGAGGCUGCCUGCCUUAAGAGCCAUUUCCAGGCUCAGUUGCAACAGGAAAUGAGGAAGACGGCCCUUGCCGAGGAUCAGCUACGCCAGCAAUCACAGGUGGAAGAGCAGAGGGUGGCAGCCCUGGAGAAUCAAAUAUCCGAGGUGUCGGAGCUGCUAGGCACAUAUGAGAAAGCCAAGCAGAAGGACCAGCUGGCCAUCCAGAAGCUGAAGGAGCGCAUCCUGCAGCUGGACCUGGAGAACAAGACGCUGGCGCUAGCGGCCUCCAGCCGAUCCCCUCUGGACAGCCAUGGAGAGGAUUCCAGCCUGGAUGUCAAUGUCCUGAAGGACAAGAUGGAGAAGUUGAAGAGGCUGCUGCAGGUUGCAGCCCGGAAGAGCCAGGUGACCUUGGACGUGGAGAAGCUCUGUGACCUAGAGAUGAUGCCCAGCUCAGAGGCUGCCGACGGGGAAAAGGCCACCGCGCUCUACUACCAGCAGGAGCUGAAACAGCUGAAGGAGGAGUUUGAGAGGUACAAGAUGCGGGCCCAGGUGGUCCUCAAGAGCAAGAACGCCAGAGAUGGCAACCUGGGCAAGGAGCUGGAGGAAGCCCAGGAGCAGCUUGCAGAGCUGAAGGAGAAGUACAUCUCCCUGCGGCUGUCCUGCGAGGAGCUCGAGCGCCAGCACCAGCAGGAGGCCGAGGACUGGAAGCAGGAGCUGGCCCGGCUGCAGCACGCCCACCGGCAGGAGCUGGAGCGGAGCCAGCUGGACUUCAGGGACCGCACGCUGAAGCUGGAGGAGGAGCUGCACAAGCAGCGGGACCGCGCCCUGGCCGUGCUGGCUGAGAAGGACCUGGAGCUGGAGCAGCUGCGUUCCGUGGCCUUGUCCGCCGGGCUGCCGGGACGCCGAAGCCCUGUGGGCGGCGUGGGUCCUGGGGACCCCGGUGACACGUCUUCCCCAGAUAGCCUGACCCAAGCCCUGCAGCUGGCAGCGGCCAAUGAGCCCACUUUCUUCCUGUACGCCGAGCAGUUGGCCCGCAAGGAGGUGGAGAUCACGUCGCUGAGGAAGCAGAAACACAGGCUGGAGGUGGAGGUGCAUCGGCUGCAGGAUCGGCUGCUGGAGCAGGGGGAGCGGCAUCGGGAGGAGGUCGCUGCCCUGCAGAGCCACAUCGAAAAGAACAUGAGGGACCAGAGUCGGGAGGGAGCCAACCUGGAGUACCUCAAGAACAUCAUCUACCGCUUCCUGACCUUGCCAGACACACUGGGCCGCCAGCAGACGCUCACAGCCAUCCUGACUAUCUUGCACUUCAGUCCAGAGGAGAAACAAGUAAUCAUGCGGCUCCCAACCAGUGGUAGUUGGUGGUCUUCUGGCAAAAGAUGAUGCCGUUUGCACUAACUCCUCAGAUUUCUGUGCCUCUUAUGUGAGAAGGGACAGGCUCUGGUUUCUCCUGCCUCUUCUCUUACAUUGUCAUUUCUUCACUGUGUUGAACUGGGAGGACUCCUCAGUGUGGAAUGGGAUUUUCUGCCAAAUGCCAUUAAUGCUAUUUUAUCCUUGGGCCCUACAGAUACUAAAAGUAUUGGGUCAGUGUCUUCUGGUGGUGGUGGUGGUGGUGGUGUGUGUGUGUGAGGGGAGGGUGGAGGGGCUAGGAUGGAGAGGUGUAAGAGCUGGGGAAUUGAGAGUCUUUUAAAAUAAGAUUUUUGUUGUUGUUGGUUUUAAUAUCGUACCCCUAGCGCAGAGCUCAGAGUACAUGUGACCCCAAAGGGAGUCCAGUUAACUUCUAAACACACACAAGGACCAGCUGUUCACUCCAUGCCAUCACAGUCUUAUGUCUGGUCCCCUCUUGCCCCAGUUCUCCGGGGCCAUAAAUCCAGGCUGGAGAGGGACCAAGAAGUUUGAAAUAGUGACAGAUUGUUCCCUAGUCCAGAGGGCCGAGGAGCAGUGAGUUCAUCCUGGAAUUAGGAAGCUUGGUCUAGGUAGGGCUGGGUAUGACCUAAUCACUCUGGACAAAACACACAGCCUGUGACCAUCCUAGAGAGAGCCCCGAGCACCGGUUGGGUCUUAGGGAUUCCCCGGGUGACCUGCAUUUGGCCUGGUAGUGUUAUAAUAGACCUCUCACACUUGUUUCUGCUUGAACUUGUCUGCCCAAGGCUGGCCUGAGAUUGUGAGUGAAUGACUUUGCUCUUUUCCUCAAUGCUGUACUUCAUUAAGAAAAAAAUUCUAGCUUCUUGCAGAGAGGGGUCCGAUCAGGAAACUGGUCCUGCCUAGAUACAAAGAAUUAGCUCCUCCUGCCCUCCUUCAGCUGUUUCUGCCUUUGUAGGGACAGGGAAGAAGAGGAAGAUUUGCUGCAGAGGAUUCCAGAAGGUUGCUGUGACUCUCACGGGAAAGUGGUGGAGGUUCAGCCGAGGCCGGGCUGGAGUACUUGCUGCUUGGUGGAUAGCAUUCUGGCCAAAUCUCCACAUCCCUGCUGCCACGAUGUUGGGGCAUAACUGUCACCAGGGUACUUUGCUCACUCACUUAGGUAAUAGAGUUUCAGUCCACGAGCUUCAUCUGACCCACACGUGUUACUAUUAAAGGAGGGACUCAGAAAAGUUGGGCUUAAGCAGGGUCACCUCCCUAUUCUUUGCUUUUCCCUAUGUGUCCUUGCCGGUUGUAGAGAUCUUUGGACCCUAAAGACCAAAGCUUUGCCACUGACUAAUGUAUCUUUCUGUUAUUUCAUCAUAGCAAUCUUGUAAGGGUUUGGGGUACAAAAGACCUUGAUUAAAUGUUCUGGUUGGGAGCCUGGGUGACCUGGACUAUCUCCAGUAAGCAGACUUAACAGAGCAGAAGUGAUGUAUUUCAAUGAUAAUAACAUAAACCAUGGAAUCAUUAAACCUGACCAACUUGACCUGUGUGCUUCCUUAAUGGCAUUUAGAUCUGGACACAAAUAGAGUGUAAAUGUAAGUGGUAAAUGAAAAGGAUGUGGAUAAACAAAGUGUGAAUGUAAAUGGUAAAUGAAAAGGAUGUGGAAAGGAUAGUAAUAUUUCAUUAUAUCUGUCCAGAAGCUUGAAUCUGGGGAGGAAUACCUCAGUGCUUUAAUUGCCUCAAUUACAGCACAAUUUUUUUAGCCUGGAAUUGUGUGUAUGUGUUUGGGUAUAGGCAGCUAUGCUGGAAAAAGCUUUCUCAUGGGUUUAAGGGGCCGGCUUGAAACUUCCAUAAUUACUGCUUUAAACUUUAGAAGUAAUCUGUUUAUGAGUGCUUUCUUAUACUUCAGGGUUCAUGGUAUCCUGGAAAAGUUUCUCAGAACGUCUUGCUAAACUAAAUGAUCGUUAUCAUCAUCAUCUCUUAAUUUUCUCACCUGAUCCCCUUCAAUGUAGGAUACACUGUGAUUGUUGUUAUUGCUCGGUGGUUCAGGACAGAAUAGAAAGAUCCAUAGUCACACGUGCUUUCCUCGGACGAAUAAUUCCAUGCUUUGACUUUUGAGAAGAUAUUAAAUGAGCAAAGAAGCAAGUCAGUUUCUGAUUAAUACUUUUACGUAUUGAUUUACAGAAGGCGGCGAAUGCUCCCAGCUGAAAGGAAAAGACUUGGUGCCUUCCUACCCAUAAGGACACAAGUUCCUUAUCUCCACAUCCCCUUCCCUCAGAUACAUCUUCCACUUAUUUGACUGGUUUGCCUGUGCUAGAUACUCUAAGAAAGGAAAGGGAGAGAGAGGAAAAAUUUAGAUCGGACAUAGGAAAAUAAAUUUUCCUUGGGCUCUCGUCCCAGAAUAUCAGACAGUGCACGGGAUGUGUUGAUAAGAAAAUGAGACUGAACUGUACUUGUUAAUUACCACGCAAUUCAGGACUGUCAUUGAGAAGAAGAGAUGGAGGGAGAAAAGGACGAGAAGGCAAGUUGAUAACUCUGCAGCUUUCUGCUUUUUUCUUUUUUUGUCUGUCCUAUUGGGUACCUCUGAUCUGGGGCAUAAACAUCUGUAUAAUCACGCCCUUGAUGUUUUAAGUCCCCAUCUGUUACCCAGAGCUCUGAGGCUCUCAGCUUUGUCUUGUGAAGCUGCUGUCCCAGGGUUGUUUUUGUCUUUGUAACUUGUCAAGGGUGCCAGCACCUUGUUGAGCCAUUUACACCCAUUAUAUCAUUUACUCCUCGCAUGUGUUAUUAUCCCCCAUUUCACAGAUGAGAAAUCAAAGCCUGAGAGGUUAGGUUUGCCCAAGAUCAUGUAACAAGUAGAUGUCUGAACCAAGUCUGAUUAACCCCAAAGCCAGCUUAGUUUGGAUAUGUGCCUGUCUUUAGGACGUGGGAGGGUCAGGGCCUGUCUCCAUAGCUGACAGCUAGGGUUGGAGAGACUGAUCUCUUGGCUGAGCUGGGCUGCUUCAAAUGGAGAAAAAGUCUCCAACUGUAAGUUGCAGCCAAAGUUGCUACAUUAUAGAGCUGAACAGGCAACACUGGUUUUUCAUAAGAGCCCUGGAGCUCCCUGCUCUGUCCCCCAGGUUCCAGAUGACUGUUAAUUUUGAAACUGGUAUCAUUCUAACAAAACGAGAGGUGGGUAUCAGCUAUUACUAUAGGGUGUUCCAACCAUAAUUUCCAGUAAAGCUGGGGAAACAGCUUUGGAAAUUGGAAGUAGAAUCCUAAAGAAUGGGUUACUUUGCCCAAUCUUCACCCUCCUUGACUCUCCUCUCCAGUCUCUUCCCCUGCUUCUCCCAGGCAGCCUAUUUACCUCCGAUUGAUGGUUUUGGGAGCAAGGAACUAGAUUGACAUUCUGAGUUGGAAUCUCAGUCCAAUGCCCUGCCAGCUCUGUAACCUUGAUAAAUGGCUUAAUCUCUCUGAACUAAAUUUUCUUAUCAUGGGAAUAAUGAUACCUGUUCUAGGGUUAUGUUCUCAGAUUAAAAAGAAAUUAAGUACAUAAAGAACCACUACAGUAUUUGAAAUAAAGUAGGUACUAAAACACACUAAUUUUUUUUUCCCCCAAGAAUUGACAGAAUUGGCAGACUGAGUUCUUCUGGAUUUAAGUCCAGUGUUUCUUAGCCACAACUGUUGCUGUAAACAAAAGGAAAAAUAACCACUGUCUUUUAUCAGGUGCCUGCUAGGAAGCUGGAGGCUAGCAUUUUCCCUACAUUAUUUUACUUAAUCCUUACAACCGUCUUGUGAAGAAAAUCUGUUUUGCAAAUGAGGAAAUGGAGGCUUUACAGGAUGAAUUGCCCAAGGCCCAGAGUCAGUGAAGGCAGGACUGGGAUUCAAACACAUUAAUCUGAACCAAGUGGCCCAGCUCUCUGCUGUCUGUGCCGUCUCCCAGCAGAGGGCAGCGUGGAAUCCUGACAGCGUGGGGCUCCAGGAAUUCAGGGGCUGUGUUUCUGGCUUGGGAUGGGGUUGGAGGGGUCCUUGUGCAGGUGGUCAUCUCUUCAGUGGCAACCAACUGCCCUGUAAGUUCUCCAAAGCCUCAUUCUUUUGUAACAGCAGAGCUCUUUCACAUGGAAAAUUGUGAAACGGACUUUCAGUUUUAUGUGAGUUUGAGUAGUGCCAGCCUGUGUUUCCUGGGGCCCAGAUCUCCUGAAUAACCUAAAUAGCAAAGGUUCUGACAAACCUACAGGGCAGGGAGCCCACAAGAGUGAAGGCCGCUUGGAGGCCAGUGACCCUCAUGAGUAGGAAACCCUGUUCCUUGACUUCAGCAAGGAGACCAUCUCUGGUUCACUGUAAAUUCAUCUAUCCCUGUAGGCUACCUCCGAGGGACCAAACAUUCUCUUUCAUAUCUGAGAGAAUGAGUCUGAACACUGACACCACUUUAUAUGAAUAUGUUUUUAAAUGCAGAUUACAUGCAAAUUUUUUAUGAGGCGAGGCUGUGCUGCCCAUACAGCCAAAUUAUUUUGGGGGUUAGUGUUCAGAGCAGAGUCUGUUAUCUUUCUCUUAGUUCAAUGGCUGUCAGGUUUUAAAAACGAAGCCUCCGCCUGGGGAAUUUCAUCCCCCUUUGGGUGGGCAUCCAUGUCGAGCAUCAUGUAUUGUCCACUGGAAUGUCUGCCAAAAUUGGAGCCUUAGCCAGCUGAGGGGAGAUUUGGAGGAGUCUGGAGGCCAAGUCUGUUUGUGUUGGUUUUGAACACCUACAUUGGAUCACCUGGUCAGUUUUUAUUUCCCAAACCUAGGAUCCUUAGGCACACGGUUUCCUCCACCUUCAAAGUCCCUCCUCUCCCCACCCACCCCAAUGCAGCCCUCUGCAGUAUGGUCCUGUCCUUUCAAACUCAGCUGCAACAUCACUCCCUCUAGGCUGAUUUUUCUGACACCCAGGGAUGCUCAGGUACUUCCCGGAGGUACUUCAGCACUUCAUUCCUACAAUCUUGGCACAGUCGUUUCUUGUACUUUCAUUUUAAUAUUUACUUCUCUGUUUCCUUGACAACUCUCUAAACUCCUCAAGGUCAUGUCCCAGGCCCCACUCAUCUUUGUGCUCUGAGGACUUGUCAUAACUUGACACAUACUAAGUGCUCAAUAAAUAGCUGAAAGAAUGAACAUGAGACAGAAGAUACCAAUCUUGCACGCUCAGAGCGAAAGAUUUAGUGUUUCCCGGUGUUGCUUUCCCCUACUGUGCUGUUUUCCCACUAGUUUUCUCUUUGGCCAUUUCAGUGGAUGCGCUGUUUCUCUAGGUCUCUGGGAAUAUGACUAGAGUUGACUCUAGGUAAAAUAGCUUCUUUCGGUUGUUAGAGGAGUUCGGGAGCUAGGCCUGGUACCAUCAGGGAAUCCUCUCCAGAGCUAUGAGGAAGAUCACUGAGAAAAGGAGGAUACAGGAUGUGGCAGGUGCUCAAAGGCUCAGGCGCCAAGGCAAACCGUGGGCCUCAGGUCUUGCUGCAGCUGAGCACCCCUGCAGGGAGCUUCUGGCCAUGUGCCCCUAUAUUUAAGGGACCCCUGUACUUGAGGGGUUUGUAGAAUAGGCACCUCCAUUACCUUAUUUCUCAAGGAGACUCUGAGGAAGUCUUCAGGACUGAGGCCAAGGGACGGUGGGAAUCGCAGGCAGCCGUUCUCUUGAUGUCCGAGUCUUCCCUCUCCUCUCCUGCUGCUGUUCCUGGGUCUCUUAAAGAGAUGCAAGAAGGGAAAAGGAAGAGAUCCAGGAGGGUGGUGCUGUUGAUGCAGCCAACUAAGGAUAACUUACCCAGGAACCCCCACCCAUGGGUGCUGGUGUUUAUGAACCUAAAUUUUAACCUACUUGCAGGGGCAGCCUGGAACAUUGAGGUUAUAUCACUAUUUGCUCAAUUCAGCAAACAUAUAAUGAACUUCUACUUUAUCCCAGGCACUGUGCUGAGCACUGGAAAUAUACUGUAUCAAUGCUUAGCACAGGAUAUAGGCUCAAAGAUUAAUGACUGUAACUCAGUGUGACAAGUGCUAUAAUGGAGGCGUAGAAGGGAAAGACAGGACAUUGAACUCAGUCUGCAAGGAAUCAGGGAACUAACGUGAAAGUGACACUUACAUGGAGCUUUGCAAGACUAGGACUGACUGGCAUUAGCCACAUGGACGGGCAGUGGUGGUGAGAAUGGGCGUGGGGACAUGUAGCAGAUACAGCAGAUUAGCUCAUUCAGCACUCUUUCUGUCUUCCUUUUGAUUCAGUCUUCCCGAACUGCAGAGACAAGAAAGCUAAAAACAAUGUUUGUCAGUUUCUUUUGCAACUAGGAUUCCAGAGGGACUUGAGGCUCUCCCUGAGAUUGGAAUUAGGAGGUGAGUCUAGUGGGUGGCAUGCACAGCUUCUGUUUUUCUGCCACGGCUCUAACAGACACACGUGGCUCUAGAGCCAGCAGGUUCUGUGUCCUCCUGUCCCCAGAUCCUGGCAAAGGGGGUGUGACUCCUAGGUUCCAACCUGAGCAACCAGGAGUGGGAUGGUGCCCAGCUCAGAGAAGAAAGGAGAUGACUUCAGGGUGAAGGGUAUUACGUUCAGGGCACACUUGGGUAGAGAUGUCUAAAAAGUUAGAGAACUCAAACUUUUUUUUUAACAGGAGAAAAUCAAAGUUUAAUAACAUGUAUACACAGGAAAGACCCAGGAAAACAGAAUAACUCCUCAAACAUUUCUUUUUUUAAUGUACUAUUUCUUUGGUGAAUUUACACGUGAGGUCAUUUACAAAAGACAAGAUGCAGACAGAUGCAGCUUUCAGUGCAUUUUCAAAUAUUUCUGAGAACGGGCAAUAAAUAGUCCAUGAGGAUUCGGAGGAUAGUAUUGAAUGGCACGUGCUUUGGUUUAUGUUGUGGUUUUUCUUCCCAACCCCAAAGGGCAGGAAGGGAAAAAAGUAGAGGAAAAUAUCACUGUUAAGGUAAUGAUGCAGGUAAAAACUUUUUAAAGUCAGAGGUUAUUCAGAGACAUAGAACAUUUCUGUAUUCAGCAGUUAUCGUAGUAGGGGUAUAAUUUAAGAACUAAAAUGCAGAGCUCUCAAGCUUUCCAAUAUCCAAAUCAUCUUAAACUUACGUUAGCUGCUCCCACUAAUUAAUUGGAGGUCCCCUCAACUGUCAUAGAGUUUGGGAACUCAAGAGUCCAGCGUGGAGUAGAGAGAAAGAUUUGGGUGUCUGUGGUGUGACACAGGCAUCGUGCGCAUACGAUUACUCAGGGGGAUGUGUAGAGUUUAAAGUGAAGUGGGCUGACAGUGGGGCUUACCCACUUUAAGAAGACCUUUUUGGAAAUAAUUUCAUAUUUGCUGGAAAGUUUCCAGAACAAUACAAAGGACAAUCAUAUAUUCUUUACCUAGACUCAUUUGUUGUUCCCAUUGUGUUCUAUUUGCUUUAUCCUUUGCUCUCUCUCUCUAUACACACACACAUAUAUAUAUUUUUUGGGUCAUUUGACAAUAAACUGCAUACAUCCUGGCCCUUUGCUCUUUACCAGUGACUGUUUCCUAAGAGCAAGGAUAUUGUCUUAUGUAACUACAAUGUAGUUAUCAUCUUCAGUUAAUUUAAAGUCUGUACAAUUCUAUAAUCUAAUCCACCAUCUGCAUUCCAAUUUGUUGGUUAACCCAGUAAUAUCCUUUAUAGGAUUUCCCUUCUAAUAGAGGAUCCUGUCCAGGAUCACAUACUGCAUUUAGUGGUCACGUCUCUUUUGUCUCCUUUAAUUUGGAAUAGUUCCUCACCUUUUCAUUGUCUGUUAUGACAGUGACAUUUUAAGAGAAUACAGCCUUCCCCCACUUUUUAAAAUAGAAGGUUCCUCAUUUUGAGUUUGGCUGACACUUUUUCAUGAUUAAAUUCAGAUUAUGCAUUCCCUGCCAGAAUGUUGUGUCUGUGAUGCUGUGAUUGUCAACUGAAAGAAAAACAUAUAACAUAA
Molecule: messenger RNA, 10643 nt
Organism: Vicugna pacos (alpaca)
Lineage: Eukaryota; Metazoa; Chordata; Mammalia; Artiodactyla; Camelidae
Gene: GCC1
Product: GRIP and coiled-coil domain containing 1
Cellular component (GO): Golgi apparatus
Source: RefSeq, a predicted model, not a curated record